Molecule: messenger RNA, 828 nt
Organism: Penicillium taxi
Lineage: Eukaryota; Fungi; Ascomycota; Eurotiomycetes; Eurotiales; Aspergillaceae
Product: HNH endonuclease signature motif containing protein
Exons: 1
Coding region: 1-828 (275 amino acids)
Source: RefSeq, a predicted model, not a curated record
AUGGAACGAGACAUCUUGCCCAUGACGGAUCCUCAGCUUAAUCAGCACAUGGAGUCUCUAGUGCACCAUGUUCUCCUCCCAAUGAGGGCCCGUAAAACUCCAGCCUCCAUACCUCUAUCUCCACGGACAAGGGUGCAACGUGAAGUGGAGAAUCAAUACAGCAAAAUGAUAUUCACGGCUAAGAGGCUGCAACGCCUCAAGGAAGAUUGUCUUUUACGCGACGAUAAUCGGUGCGCUAUCUCUCUUGUCUCAGACGAAAAGAAGAUGCCCACCGGCUUUCAAGGAGAUACAUGUGACACUCAAUGUGCCCAUAUUUUACCAUUUUUGCUCUCAACAUUCAAUAACGAUCCAAAGGCUCGAGAAAGGCCUGAAGUCUGGACAGCAAUCAUAUGGUGCUUUCCAAUUCUCGAUGAUCUCGCAGUACUCUUCACGCACAAUGAUAUAAACGACCAUCGGAAUCUGAUCAGUAUGGACAAAGAGGUACAUGAUCGAUUCGGCCAGUUUAAAUUCUCUCUAGUAGCCACUGGCCUUCAGGACCAAUACACCUUACAUCUCUGGCAACCACGAUAUCUCAGACAUGUACGAGGAAUUAAUAUUGUGCAGUUCAGUGCACACGGCACCCGAUUCGACUUGCCAUCCAGGGAAUUAAUCGAAAUCCAUCACAUUAUGGCUCAAAUCCUUCACGCAUCCGGCAGAGCUCAAUGGAUUGAACGUGUUCUGAAGGAUAUUGAGGACACAUGUGUCCUGGCGCACGAUGGAUCAACGAACGUCACCGAUAUGCUGUGGGGGACCGAAUUGGCACUCAUGAGUGAGUUGAUUCAAUGCUGA